Loxodonta africana (African savanna elephant) is the source of this 672-nucleotide messenger RNA. It is a transcript of the gene C12H16orf82, whose product is annotated as chromosome 12 C16orf82 homolog. NCBI's taxonomy places the organism in Eukaryota, Metazoa, Chordata, Mammalia, Proboscidea, Elephantidae. The record is from RefSeq and is a predicted model, not a curated record. The transcript is spliced from 2 exons. The coding region runs from base 1 to 558 and encodes 185 amino acids.
AUGAGGAACCAAAAAGUGCACUCCGAGCAGAGGGAACAGCCAGUGAAAAGGCCCUGCAGCAGAGGCUUCCCGGGGGACCCCCUCUUCCUGGAUAAACAAACCCAGCUGGCUUCCAUUUUCCUCCAGGAAGGAAAGGGGGAGUCUCCGGCCUGGGAUGCCCAGGGACAAGAUCCAAAUCUGCAGUCACCCUGCCUAGAACUCCAGUCACAUGCAUGGCCAUGCCACAACACAGGGACGCCUCAGGACCUCCUGAAAAGUUCCUGCAGUGACCUGAGGGGCAUCCGUAGCAGUGAGAGCGAUGUGUCCAGCAUGAGACAUCUCAGCCCUGGGAAAUGCAGUAGUAUCAGCCUGGCGAGCAGCGGGUACGUGGGGGAUAAGGAGAACAGCGAGGUCAGCUUGGUGGGCAGCGGUCGAGUCUCAAGGUUGAGUAGAGGGCUCGGCAACCAGGCAGGCAGCACCCAGACCAACCAUCUGUGUGCCACCUACUCCUCCGUCCAGUUAAAGGGCCGGCAGACCGGCCAAGCCAAUAGCUGCAAGCAGACUGGAGGGGAAAAGUGAGACCAGCCUGCCAGGCAGCAGCACCAGCAGCAGAGAGAGCAGCCUGACCAGCAUCAGCUUCAUCAGCCAGGGCAGCAGUGCCCUCACCUACCAGGUGAGCAGUGGGCUGGUCAG